Cherax quadricarinatus is the source of this 5909-nucleotide messenger RNA. Lineage: Eukaryota; Metazoa; Arthropoda; Malacostraca; Decapoda; Parastacidae. The record is from RefSeq and is a predicted model, not a curated record.
GCAAAAAUGACCUCUAAGAAAUCCUCGGAUGCAAGUAAACGAGAGGUGAGCGUGUCCGGCAUGUCAUUUCUCCGAGGUUCGACAAGUUAUGUGUGGUGCACAACAUCAGUCCUGGGGAAGGGUGCCACUGGUGCUGUCUUCCAAGGGGUUAAUAGACAUACAGGUGAGCCGGUGGCAGUCAAGACUUUCAAUCAGUUGUCACAUAUGCGGCCACAUGAAGUACAGAUGAGGGAGUUUGAGGUCCUCAAGAAGGUGAACCACGAGAGUAUCGUCAAGCUCUUGGCCAUAGAGGAGGACCAAGAGGGCCGAGGGAAAGUUAUUGUGAUGGAGCUGUGUACUGGAGGUUCACUGUUCAACAUAUUGGAUGACCCGGAAAACAGUCAUGGUCUGGAGGAAGGAGAGUUUAUUCUAGUGCUGUCACAUCUAGCUGCUGGUAUGAAACACCUUCGAGAUAACAACCUCGUUCACCGUGAUCUGAAGCCCGGCAACAUCAUGAAGUUCAUAGAUGUUGAUGGGUCGACAAUAUACAAGUUAACUGACUUUGGCGCAGCACGAGAACUUCAGGAUGACCAACAGUUCAUGUCUCUGUAUGGCACAGAGGAAUAUUUGCAUCCUGAUAUGUAUGAGAGAGCUGUACUCAGAAAGCCGGUGGGAAAAACAUUUGGAGCCAGAGUAGACCUUUGGUCUAUAGGCGUGACUCUGUACCAUGUUGCUACUGGACAACUUCCUUUUCGACCUUAUGGAGGAAGACGUAACAAGGAAACCAUGUACCACAUUACCACUGAGAAAGCCCCGGGAGUUAUCUCAGGUGUACAGACAUCAGAAAAUGGACCCAUUGAAUGGUGCACUGACCUUCCUGAAACAUGCCAGCUCAGUCUAGGCCUAAGAAAACUAGUAACGCCCUUGCUAGCAGGAUUGCUAGAAGUGGAUCCUCAGCGAAUGUGGAACUUUGAAAGGUUCUUCCAAGAAGUGACUAUGAUCUUGAGCAGGAAAGUUGCGUACGUCUUCCUGGUCAACAAAGUUCAACCACUCACUGUCUAUAUGGACCCAGAGCACAGAUAUGAAGAACUGCAGUAUUUAAUCUGUGAACAGACGGAUAUGAACCCAGAUAACCAGCUUCUCUUGUAUGACAACAAGCACCUGAAUGAUGUUGUGGCUCUCGACCAGCCUGCUUCAUCCUACCCUACUACAAACCCCAGAAUGCCCAUCGUUCUCUUCUCAAAGCAAGAAGACGAUGUCACCUUAACCCUGCCUGAGUCACCAGCUGUGAAAUUUGGCAGUUUUCCGGCCUUGGUUAGUGUGGAGCACGAUGCUGCCGUUGGGAAGUCUAUGUGCUCUGUUGCACACGCUGUCAAACGCAAGAUUGACUACUUCUCCAAGUGUGUUCAUUUGAUCGAGUACAGUGUUCUCAUGUUCAUGUAAGUACAGUGUUCUCAUGUUCAAUCCCUUAAAAAUCAGAUGGGCCUGGCAGGCCUGACGCUGCCCUUUAGCGAUCGGUUAGUCGUGGUAGCAAACCACCGCGGUUUCUGGGAUCAGAUGUGCGGUGGCAACCAAAAAAACGCCUCUCAACCCAGGAUUAAGAGGCUUGAGGAACUGGUGGAUAGGACAGGUGAUGGAGAGAAAGUGGUUCGUGAAUCCCUGAAUGCUAUAGUGCCAGUGGUAAACCAGUUGUAUGAGAGAGUAGUGAGCGGAGGACAGUUGCGGCGUCAGUGGCAGCAGGUCAGGAACGAUGCAGCCACAGUAGAACGAGCACCAAACAAAGCUGCCACUUAUGUUAAUAAAAUGAGAGAGUCGUGGCAACAUCUGCUCAGGGACAGAGCAGCAAGAACCUUGACGUUCAAUGAUGAACAAUUUCACUUGCUGGAGAAAAUGAAGAUGAAAGAAACAGCAAAAAGUCUGGAGACUCUGAUGGCUUCUGUCACCGCGACUCUCCACCACACCACUGAUAACCUUGCUGACUGGUGCAAAGUCGCAAAAGUCCAACGUGUCCAGACAGAAAUUGAAAAGGCAGAUGUUGAGAAACACGAGGUAAUCCUUUCUUCUUUCCAAGCAACUUUGAGUGACACUGAAGACAGCUAUCAUCACACACUAUCUGAACUUCUGGCAGCCAUUAAAGACCGCAAACUUCAGGACGAUGCUAGACUCCAGACAGAGAUUCAGGAAUCUGGGGGAGCAAAGACAUCGAAGAAGUCCAGUGAUACUAAGGAUAGUCAGAAGUCCAAGAAAGAAGACAUUAAUAAGGCUAAAGUCAAGCUUACUUUGCAUGAGAUGUGUGAGGCACAAGAGGAAGUGAUGAAGCUUCUAGAGGAGAACGGAACAAUCAUCAAACGAUUUCAACGACUAACAGCCUUAACUAAUCCAACACCUGAUGACCAAUGAGGUUCAACGAUUGUAUUCUUAUACGGUGACAUUCUCAUAGAGGACAAUAGCAGUUGGUGCCCUGAGACGGGAUGACGAUUUAUGAACCAUAUGCUCAUCCAGAUUAAUCAUGAACCUCUCUACUUCUGGUUUUAUAUUCAUCUUGUUUUCCAAAGCUCUACCUGAUCUCUUAUUUUGUAAAUAAAAUGCUCAUAUACUCACUAUUAAUUAUGAAUUCUAUUCAGUUAGGGAGAAAAACGUUGCAAUACCAUGGGGACUUUAGAUUGUGCGUCAGUUUGUCGUGGAUCCACAUUAGUUGUGAUUUGAUAAUGGUUUGGGAGCGAUUGUAAUGUUACCUGAGGUUUCCUCUUUAAAUUGUAUGUUGUCAGUUGCAUUCAGUUAUAUUGUUGCAUGGAUAGUUAUAUUGUUGCAUGGAUAGUGCAAGAUUUUAUUGCAACUAUAUUUCUUUGUGUAAAACUCCAGACAAGAGCAAAACAUUGUCACAAUAACAGUUUGUUCUGUACCUGUGUUUUUUUCUACAGUCAGAGGCUUACCUUUGUAUCUGCUUAACCCUUUCACUGUCCGUAGGACUACAGUGGAACCUCGGUACUUGAACAGCUCUGUGAUCAAAAAAUUUGGUGUUCGAAUGCUUUUUUCGGUAAACAAAUUGCUCGGUAGUCGACCAUUUGCUUGGCACUUGACCAAACAAACACAACCUGCCAGAACUUUGCUGUAAACUAGGUAUAUCAUGUUUCUUCACAUUUAUUUUUUUUUCAUUAUUUGUACGUCACCAUCGGGCCUAAGAAGGUUAGUGUUAACAGCAAACCAAAAAGAAAAUUGAUAGAGAAAAAUUCGUUCUAUACUUGAACAGAUCGGCACUCAAACAGCCUUCUGGAAUGAAUUAAGCUCGAGUGCCGAGGUUGCACUGUACAUCAUUGAGCUCAGGGUCUUUCACGUAGGUCUGCAUGAUAAGCUCAGCUCACUCAGAUGACCUGUGAAUGGCAAAUUUUGGCCUAGAUAUGAGAAAAUGGGUCUUUGCGGUAAGUGUGUUUAAUGUUAGGUAAAAAGUGCAACUAAUGUGACAUUUUAUAGUGGCAAUGUUUCGCUCUCCAGGAGGUUGACGAAGCUCCUGGAGAGCGAAACGUUGCCACAAUAAAAUGACACAUUAGUUGCACUUGUGUCCUUAUAACUAACAUAUUGUCAUUAAUUCUACCAAUGUUAAUAUAAUAUAAAAAAUCCUGCCCCACACACUGCAUGAUGUGAAAAACAAAACUCUGUGUGUGUGUGGUUCACAAUAGUGACUUUACGGUGUUUUCUCGGAUGGUUUUUAUGGUUUUAUUGGUUGUUUCUUCAUCAUUUGAUAGAACGGAAGACAUACUUCUGAAAUAACAACUGAAAAGAGAUUAUUCCGGUUGAUUUCAGGACCAGAAGUAACCUCAAAUUAAGCUCAAAGUAGCAGUAAUAUUUGUUUUUUUUGCUGAUUUUAAUAAGGAUGGAUCCACUACACCACUAGUCUGUUUUAUAGGUUUUUAAUAAGUCUGAUUUAAUUAUUGGGGCACCAUAACCAAUCAUUCCUGGUUAUAUUUUAUUAUCAGAGAAACAGAGCAGAUCUAUUUUUGUGACCAUGAAUUCAGCGUGGAAAGCAAGUACGGUGGACACCCUGUUUACGAUCACCUCCCAAUACGACCAAUUAUGUAAGUGCGUUUGUAUAUGUAUGUUUGGGGGUCUAAAAUGGACUAAUCUACUUCACAAUAUUCCUUAUGGGAACAAAUUCGGUCAGUACUGGCACCUGAACAUACUUCUGGAAUGAAAUAAUAUCGUAAACCGGGGGUCCACUGUAUAAUAUAGGAGAGAUGUGAUUAAUGAAUAGAGGAAAAGUUAUUUUAGUGCCAGAAGUGUCAAUAUUGCUUAUUUUGUACUCUAUUUUUAAAAUGGUAUUUUUUUAAAUUUGUGUAAAAUUGGCCAAAUUACCAACUUCUGUGUACUUUAUAAGGUAAUUGAAAUAGUUGAAUGGGCAGUUUCUUGUGCUCAAUUGAUAAAACUUAAGGAUACUAGUGAAAUACCUAAGAAUUUGGUUGAAAGCAGGAAUGGAAAUUGGCCUAAAAUGAGACUUGAAGUGGGCAAAAUCACCGAUGCGUAAAUUGCAUCAAGACUGCUAACUUUGCUCCUGCAUAAUUGCAUAAGUUUUUCAUCAGAUUUUGUACUUGUAUACCUGGAGUAUACCUGGAGAGGGUUUCGGAGGUCAACGCCCCCCCCCCCCUACGGCCCGGUCUGAGACCAGGUCUCGUGGUGGGUCAGGGUCUGAUCCACCACCUUCUAAAAAAGAUUCUGUAUCAUUUUGGAAAAAAAUUUUAUUUUUAAAAAACAUGGAUACUGAGAGCAAUAUUAACUUCAGGGAUCUGGACAGUGAAAGAGUUAAAUGCAGUGAUUUACUAUACCACAUAUAUUAGUUACGUAUACAUGUAUAAAUGAUACAGCAGCACUUGUAUUUCAUACAUUUCUCAUUUCAUCACACUAGUGCUUUCAUUUAAUUAAUUUGGCUAUUGAAUUUAAUUACAAUAUAGAUUUAGUAUUAUUCACUCUGCAGUAUUAUAUACAAAACUUAAUGUUAAAAUUUAGUUUAUACACUCGUUUACAAUUUUUUUUUUUUUAACAUGGCAACUAUUUCCCACCAAGUUAGAGCGGCAAAUAAAAAAGGACACAUAUUUGCAUUUCUUCAUUAAAAAGUAUAACUGUCUUGGUAGAAGUGUGCAGAUAUUACAGUUCAGAUGACACUCCAAACUGUAACAUCCCCAGUCCUCCUUCAGGGUGCAGGCACUCUGCUUCCCUCCUCCAGGACUCAUGUCAUUUAGUUUCCCCAAAUCUUUCAUAUAUGUUAUCUUGGUCAAAACUCCUACAGUAUGUCAAGCCAUAAAAGCCACUUAUCUCCAUUCACUCCAAUUGCACGUACUUUUGUAAGCUGCUGGAUGUUCAAGCCUCUAGGAUUCAAAACCACCUCUACCUCUUUUCUCCAACCCUCCUUGGACAACCCCUGACCCUCCUUCCUUUUCCCCAGAUUUAUACACUCUCUUGGCCAUUCCAUUUUGUUCUGUUCUCUAAAUACUCAAAUCACCUCAACAGCUCCUUGUCAGCAGCCUGGUUUAUAGAUUUGGUAACUCCACACCAUCUAAUUUCUAUACUUUGAAUUCUCUGCAUAAUAUUCACACCACACAUUGCUUUCAAAUGUGAUAUUUCUACUGCAUCUAUCCUCCUUGAUGCAGCGCUGUAUGACUGGCAGGUUUACAAUGUAGUUCUGAUUGUAAUAAUAAUAUCCUCCUUGAUGCAGCGCUGUAUGACUGGCAGGUUUACAAUGUAGUUCUGAUUGUAAUAAUAAUAUCCUCCUUGAUGCAGCGCUGUAUGACUGGCAGGUUUACAAUGUAGUUCUGAUUGUAAUAAUAAUAUCCUCCUUGAUGCAGCGCUGUAUGACUGGCAGGUUUACAAUGUUUUGAUUGUAAUAAUAAUAUCCUCCUUGAUGCAGUGCUGUAUGACUGGCAGGUUUACAAUGUAGUUCU